This is a messenger RNA of Platichthys flesus (European flounder), 1304 nucleotides long. RefSeq names its product beta-2-glycoprotein 1-like. Lineage: Eukaryota; Metazoa; Chordata; Actinopteri; Pleuronectiformes; Pleuronectidae. The coding region runs from base 16 to 1209 and encodes 397 amino acids. The record is from RefSeq and is a predicted model, not a curated record. The transcript has 8 exons.
UUGGAGCACACUAUCAUGGACCCUUUACCCAGCAGCCCUUAUGUUGGCCCCCCAUCCUCCAGCCAGGUGCAGGGGAAACUGAGGAGACUCCACUUUAACAAGAUGGCUCCUACUUUGACUUUGUUUCUACUCUUCCCAAUAAUUGCAUGCGCAACUGUUACAUCGAAGAAAGUAUGUGGCCGUCCUCCUGUCACCGACGGGGUUGAUGAGGCGACGCUAAAGCGUGUGUAUGAGGCAGGAGAAGAGGUGGCCCUCACAUGUGAACAGGGGUACUCGCCCUCAACGCCGACCACUCGACGGAUCACCUGCACGGCCACAGGAGAGUGGACACAGUCGGAUCUGGCAUGUUCCCCUAAGAUGUGUCCAAUCCCCGGACCUCUGCAGCCUUUAGCGAGGGGGCGAACAGAAGCUCCAUUCAAGAGUGUGCUGAACUACACGUGUGACGAUGGGUACGUCAUGCAAGGAGCCAAUGAGAGCAGGUGUUUACAUGAUGGCUCCUGGAGCAAUCCCCCCCCACUCUGCAAAGCUGUGAACUGUCCUCUGCCCACGCCACCUAGAGAUGGGAGAAUCGUCCAUGAUAAGCCAGUUACUGGAACCAGCACCAUGUAUGGACAAGGCUGGACGUAUGAGUGUAACCCACCUAAAGCACCCAGUCAUGAGAGGGGAUCCUGCAGGGCUGAUGGAAGGGCAACUGAACCUCCAGUGUGCCGAGAGGUGAGCUGCUCCAUUCCAGCAGGUAUACCAAAUGGCUUCAUCACCUUUGCUGUGAUGAGACAACAUGGCUACAAGGAGAAGGUUAAAUAUGGCUGCAAUGAGCACUACGUUCUGGACGGUGAGGCCGAGGUCCAGUGCCAAAACACAGGAACCUGGUCUGUCAGGCCAGUGUGCAGAGCUCCCUGCAAAGUUGGCAUCAAAAGAGGCAGAAUCUUCUACAACGCCAAGAAGCUCUGGAUCUCAGACCUGAAGCCCAACAGAGUCCUGCACAGAGAACCCGUCGUCUUCUACUGUCUGAACAGAGCCGAGAGGUGCGGCUACCCUGUGGCCAGCACCUGUGAUGAUGGAACCCUGCCCAUCCCAGAAUGCUUUGUGGAACCGGGCAAGGUGGAGUACACGUUAAGGGCCAGUUCUCUCCCAUCUGAAAUCACAAUGUGUGCUGCUUCGCCCCCUGCAAGCACCACAAGCCCUGCCGGCCCGGCAAGACCUGCGUAACAUCUGACCUGAGACCCGGGAUGUAAUUUACUGGAUCUUGGUUUUCAUCAUAAUCCAAUGUUUUUAAUUGUGAAUUAAAGCAUUAAAAAAAUCUA